AUGACGAAGACAAAUGCCAUUGGGUUUAUUGGCCUUGGAAACAUGGGUUUCUGGAUGGUGACCAACAUGGCCAACAAGCUUCCGGUCAAUUCCAAGAUCUAUGUGUUUGAUAUCGUCCCAACUCUCAUGCAUGAUAUCUGCGCGAAAUAUCCGAAUAGGGUCAUAGAAUGCUCUGGUCCGAAGGAAGUUGCCGACAAAUCUGAUAUCAUCAUCACCAUGCUGCCCGAAGGAAGGCACGUCAAGGCAGUUUACAUGGGACCGGGUGGAAUCUGCUCCAGCGAACUCGGAGAGAAGCUUCUAAUUGACUGCUCGACCAUCGACACCGGAAGCUUCCUGGAGGUCAAAGACCACAUUACCAAGAACUUCCCUAGUACUUCAUUCUACGAUGCCCCUGUAAGUGGGGGUGUCAUCGGAGCGGAGCGAGGAACAAUUGCAUUCUUUCUCGGCUGUGCAGAAGACGACACCAAGGAUAUCCAAGAGCUCAGGCAAUUGUUCAGCCUGAUGGGUAGCAAAGUCAUCCAAUGUGGCGGCCCCUCUUUCGGACUCGCAGCCAAACUUUCUAACAACUAUCUCUCCGGUAUGAUCGCCAUUGUCGCCUCAGAGGCGAUGGACAUGGGAAUGAAGUCCGGACUAGACCCACGAGUCCUGGCCCGGGUUUAUGCGGCCGGCACUGCCCAAAACACCAUCUGUGAUCGUUUCAACCCGGUGCCCGGAAUUUGUCCCGAUGCGCCAGCCUCAAAUGGUUACCAGAACGGUUUCAAGGUCCAGCUUAUGAAGAAGGAUAUUUCGUUGGCUUUGGACAUGGCCCGUCGUGUGGGAUCGAAUAAUGUGAUGGGGAGUGUGGGAUUGCAGACAUACAAGGAGGCUAGUGAGGAUGAGCGAUGCAAGGACCUGGACUCACGGAUCGUGUUCCGAUACUUGGGUGGGAAUGAGAACUGGAUGGCUGAUUAUAAGAACGAGAAUUAA
This is a messenger RNA of Penicillium concentricum, 966 nucleotides long. RefSeq lists its product as uncharacterized. Lineage: Eukaryota; Fungi; Ascomycota; Eurotiomycetes; Eurotiales; Aspergillaceae. Gene Ontology annotation, molecular function: NAD binding; 3-hydroxyisobutyrate dehydrogenase activity; NADP binding. The coding region runs from base 1 to 966 and encodes 321 amino acids. The transcript is spliced from 2 exons. Gene Ontology annotation, biological process: L-valine catabolic process. Gene Ontology annotation, cellular component: mitochondrion. The record is from RefSeq and is a predicted model, not a curated record.